UCCUUUUUAUUAUUCCUUCCCCAUUAAGAUAAACCAACAAUAAAUAUAAAAUAUAUAUAAAUAAAGAAACAUAAUUACACAAAUCUUGAAACACAACAAUAUACAUCGCGUAAUUUCAAAACGGAUCAAUUCCAUUCUUAAAGGCGGCCAGAAGGAGAAGAAAAAAAGUUUUUUUGGGUUGAAUAUUUUGUCAAAAUUUACAGAGGUUUUUAGAGAUGAAGAUCACAGCGUUGAUGGUGUUGAAAUGCAUUCCAGAAGGUUCGGAUCCAGUGAUCUUAGCGAACGCAUCUGAUGUGAGCCAUUUCGGGUAUUUUCAGAGAUCCAGCGUUAAGGAAUUCAUCGUUUUCGUGGGUCGGACCGUCGCUAAACGGAACCCGCCGGGCCAACGCCAAUCCGUUCAGCAUGAAGAAUACAAGGUACAUUCAUACAAUCGAAAUGGUUUGUGUGCUCUGGGUUUCAUGGAUGAUCACUAUCCAGUUCGAAGUGCAUUUUCACUGCUCAACCAGGUUCUGGAUGAGUAUCUAAAGAAUUUUGGUGAGUCAUGGAAAACCGUGCAAAGCGACAAUGCUCAACCAUGGCCUUAUCUGAAUGAAGCUCUAGCCAAAUUUCAGGAUCCUGCUGAGGCUGAUAAGCUGUUCAAAAUUCAGAGAGAGUUGGAUGAAACUAAAAUUAUUCUCCAUAAGACAAUUGACAGUGUCUUAGAACGGGGUGAGAAGCUAGACAGUUUGGUUGAGAAGAGUUCAGAUCUAAGUGCUGCUUCACAGAUGUUCUACAAGCAGGCGAAGAAAACCAAUUCAUGCUGUACUAUCUUAUAGAUGAUUUCAGAAGAAAGGGGGGAUAUUCUAUCACGGACAAACUCGUGUCUAUGUUAUAUAUAAAGUAUCAGAGAAUUGUUUGUUUAUACCAUCUAUGAUUUCUGUAAGCUCGAAUUCUUUUGGUUCUCUGCUGUAAUAUGAUCUCAGAUGAAGAGAAGGGUUUCAGUUUCAGAUUGAUAUGUCGUUUGAAAGUUGUGAUGUCACCUAAAUAUAGUUAUCUGAUAAGUUUCUCGAUGGCUAUUGGCUUCCUGUUA
Nicotiana attenuata is the source of this 1069-nucleotide messenger RNA. Its product is annotated as VAMP-like protein YKT61. NCBI's taxonomy places the organism in Eukaryota, Viridiplantae, Streptophyta, Magnoliopsida, Solanales, Solanaceae. The coding region runs from base 216 to 815 and encodes 199 amino acids. Gene Ontology annotation, biological process: endoplasmic reticulum to Golgi vesicle-mediated transport. The transcript has 6 exons. Gene Ontology annotation, cellular component: Golgi apparatus; membrane. Gene Ontology annotation, molecular function: SNAP receptor activity. The record is from RefSeq and is a predicted model, not a curated record.